CUGAGAUCGAUCAUCGGGAAGGGUGCAGCUACUCGACACCACCGCCGGUUAGCUACUAGAGGUGGCGAAGCCGUGAUGGCUAUCUCUGUGCGCCUUAUGAUCUCAAAGUCUAUUGAAGGUGUGCAGCAGUGGCCAUACAGGGGAGUUGCAGAAGCCCUGGAAGUCGUUCCUAGGACACUGGUCACGAACUCCGGUGCCAGCCCAAUCACUGUACAGCGGUGACAAGAAAGUAACCGGACACUAGCGGAAAUUUCCAUGCACUACAAGUUCAUAAAUGUCUCCAAGCCACCAAUCCAUACUUAAUACUUCAUUCUUAAACCUCCCUUCUCAAUCAACAUUUGAGGCAUACCACCUAUUAUCUUGUAGAUCUUAUUCCAAUUUAAUUAGCCCCAUUCCUCUCUUGCCACUCUAUCUCCUCCUCCUCAGUCCCUGGCUUCAUAUUGUGAUCCGUGGUGGAUGAAUCUUGUUACAACCACACUAUAUACUGCUCGAACCAGACUAGUAUCCACUGUAAAUCUACUUCCAACGCCGUCCGGUUACUUUCUUGUCGCCGCUGUACUCACCCAGUUAUGUGCGAAGUGUGUUGCGAAGGAGCAUACCUGGAGAUUAACGGCGACACCGGUAAUAUUGUUGACUUGAAGGAAUAAGGUGUCAGGGAGCAUGAGGCGGUGAAGUUGCAGAGCAUCAAGACAACUAUU
Molecule: messenger RNA, 698 nt
Organism: Tuber aestivum (summer truffle)
Lineage: Eukaryota; Fungi; Ascomycota; Pezizomycetes; Pezizales; Tuberaceae
Source: the annotation of a GenBank genome assembly